GAGGGUUCAUGGGAGUUUGCCCAACCAGUCCACAUGUGUUUUGUGGACUUGGAAAAGGCUUUCGACCAUGUCCCUUGUGGUGUUGUGUGGGUGGUGCUCCGAGAGUAUGGGGUUCGGGGCCCUCUUCUAAGGGCUGUCCGGUCCCUGUACGAACGGAGUAGGAGCUUAGUUCUCAUUGCCGGCAGUAAGUCGGACCCGUUCCCGGUGCAUGUUGGACUACGGCAGGGCCCUUGUCACCGGUUCUGUUCAUUAUCUUUAUGGACAUAAUUUCUAGGCGCAGCCAGGUGUCGGGUUGGGUCCAGUUUGGGAGCCACAGGAUUUCAUCUCUGCUUUUUGCGGAUGAUGUGGUCUUGUUGGCCUCUUCGAACCAAGACCUGCAGCAUGCACUGGGACGGUUUGCAAUCGAGUGUAAAGCCACAGGGAUGAGAAUCAGCACCUCUAAGUCUGAGGCCAUGGUUCUCGACCGGAAAAGGAUGGUUUGCACCCUUCGGGUUGGGAAGGAAGUCCUGCCUCAGGUGGAGGAGUUUAAGUAUUUUGGGUUGUUCACGAGUGAGGGUAGGAUGGAGCGUGAGAUUGACAGGCAGAUUGAUGCAGCAGCCACAGUAAUGUGGUCGCUGUAUCGCUGUAUUACACGAGAGGAGCUUGAAGUAGAGCCGCUGCUCCUCCACAUCGAGAGGAGUCAGCUGAAAAAUAUCACCUCCAUCACCAAGAAGGCUCAGCAGUGCAUUCACUUCCUGAGAGUCCUCAGGAAGCACAACUUCAGCACCAACCUGCUGCUGUCUUUCUACCGCUCCUCCAUUGAGAGCCUGCUGACAUACUGCAUCACAGUUUGGUUUGGCAGCUGCACUGCUGCAGACAGGGAAAGGCUGCAGAGAGUUGUAAAGACAGCACAAAGGAUCAUUGGCUGUCCUCUACCCUCCCUGAUGGAUAUUUACCACUGCCUCCCACUGCCUUAG
Molecule: messenger RNA, 956 nt
Organism: Cynoglossus semilaevis (tongue sole)
Lineage: Eukaryota; Metazoa; Chordata; Actinopteri; Pleuronectiformes; Cynoglossidae
Exons: 2
Coding region: 258-956 (232 amino acids)
Molecular function (GO): 2-oxoglutarate-dependent dioxygenase activity; methyltransferase activity
Source: RefSeq, a predicted model, not a curated record